CGUUGUGUUUUGGUUGUGAUAAUGCUGGUGUCGACGAUAACCAUGACGGCUGGCGGGUUGCUUAUGGUUACGGAAGGCUAUACAGAGAAGGCCCUGGUCUUUCUGGUGUGCGGAGGCACCACCAGCAUCUUCACGUGCGCCGGCAUGAUGGUCAGCGUUAUAUUUUCGAGGACGUCCCCCUCCGGCGACGCAGAGGCGCCUCUCCCCUAUUCUGACCCCCCGCCCGAGUACCGAUUCACGUGGAGGGAGGAAUACCUGAAGAAAUCCCCGGACAGGUUGAGGACUGAGCUGGAGGAGGCCGCGGCGGAAUGCCAAGAAUCUGAGGAGGACCCGAAGAAGGGCGCCGCGGCCGAGACUAAGAAGAACAAGAGGAAGGACAUCAGGAAGUUCUUGUGGUCUCAUGAGGUCAGCGCGGUGCAUUCCGGCCGGAGGAAUUCCGUCGGAGAGCAGCCUGGUACUAGUUCAGGGGAGAGGCCUCGAAGGGGGAGAGCCACCACGGUCGCCACGGCAGGGAGCCACGGUGCCACGAGGCCGGAGGGAAGAAGGGCGGCACCCUCCAGAGCCACGAUAUCUGUUGUGCCCUUGGCAGGGGAACUGAACGAGGGCUUGGCGGUGGACGAUGAGGGGCUGCCCACCUACGAAGAGGUGCAGAAGUGGUGAAAAAAAGUGAGAAAGAAUAAAAUAAAGAGAGAGAGAGAGAAGGUGAAGAGAGAGAGAGAGAGAGAGAGAGAGAGAGAGAGAGAGAGCAGAGAUGUAAAUAAACAAUUGGACUGAUAUAUCUGCAUUAUAUUAAUGUCUCGAUAUAUCUCUAUUUUUACACCUAGUCAUAUUAUUAAUGAUCUGUGAUCCUUAUGUCUUAAGAUGUGUAAUUUAUUUUCUUAUGUAUUUCACUGGAUUAUAACUAAAAAAGAAAAACAAUAGCGA
Penaeus vannamei (Pacific white shrimp) is the source of this 924-nucleotide messenger RNA. RefSeq lists its product as uncharacterized. NCBI's taxonomy places the organism in Eukaryota, Metazoa, Arthropoda, Malacostraca, Decapoda, Penaeidae. The record is from RefSeq and is a predicted model, not a curated record.